GAGAACUACACUUUCUUUCUGUUGAUCACCGACCGUCCACCUGCGCUUUUCAUCGCUGCACGUUCACGUGGCUUUGACAGUCAAUAAAUAUGGAACUCCGUACAUUGUUAUUAUUGUUAUCCGUGAUAGCAGUAGCAGUAGCGUUUCCACAAAAAGAUGGUCAAAUUUUUAGCAACGAGGCUAUAAAACAAGCGCAAAAUACCUAUCUCAUUCCAAAAGAUGCGACAAUACAGAAAGUUCAAGAAGGUAUUGAAUUGGCUGCAUACGAAUCAAUUCCUGGAGAUCAGAAGAUUAAUCUUUUUGAAAUCCUGGGAGAACACGUUCCUCCGGAAGUCGUGAACAAUCUUCAGGCCCAGAUCGAUCAGAUAGGACGAAAUAAUUAGAUUCGUCUCCUUUCCCCAAUUAUCAUCGUUUCCUUGUAAAAAUUUCUCUAGCCCUAAGUUUUAUAACAAGUAUUUAUAAAAUGUGAUACAUUUUUUAA
Messenger RNA from Megachile rotundata (alfalfa leafcutting bee), 481 nucleotides. RefSeq lists its product as uncharacterized. Lineage: Eukaryota; Metazoa; Arthropoda; Insecta; Hymenoptera; Megachilidae. The record is from RefSeq and is a predicted model, not a curated record.